This is a messenger RNA of Chrysochloris asiatica (Cape golden mole), 414 nucleotides long. It is a transcript of the gene CENPS, whose product is annotated as apoptosis-inducing, TAF9-like domain 1. Gene Ontology annotation, molecular function: chromatin binding; protein heterodimerization activity. Bases 1 to 414 code for a protein of 137 amino acids. Gene Ontology annotation, biological process: resolution of meiotic recombination intermediates; replication fork processing. Gene Ontology annotation, cellular component: Fanconi anaemia nuclear complex; FANCM-MHF complex. The record is from RefSeq and is a predicted model, not a curated record. Lineage: Eukaryota; Metazoa; Chordata; Mammalia; Afrosoricida; Chrysochloridae. The transcript has 5 exons.
AUGGAGGACGACGAGGCUGAGGAGCAAGAGCGAUUCUCUUACCAACAGAGGCUAAAGGCAGCAGUUCACUACACUGUUGGUUGUCUUUGCGAGGAAGUGACAUCAGACAAAGAGAUGCAGUUCAGCAAACAAACCAUUGCGGCGAUUUCAGAGGUGACUUUUCGACAGUGUGAAAAUUUUGCAAAAGACCUUGAAAUGUUUGCCAGACACGCAAAAAGAAGCACAAUUAACACCGAGGACGUGAAGCUCUUAGCCAGGAGGAGCAAUUCACUGCUAAAAUACAUCACAGAGAAAAAUGAAGAGAUUGCUCAGUUUAACCUAGAACAAAAGGCAAAGAAGAAAAAGAAGCUGGAGAAUGCAACCAAAGAUCUAAGGGAUUCGGCAGAGGCUAGGGAAGUGGAAAGUGAGAAUUAG